Molecule: messenger RNA, 1111 nt
Organism: Sphaeramia orbicularis (orbiculate cardinalfish)
Lineage: Eukaryota; Metazoa; Chordata; Actinopteri; Kurtiformes; Apogonidae
Exons: 10
Coding region: 71-967 (298 amino acids)
Source: RefSeq, a predicted model, not a curated record
AUUGCUUGGUAUUCAGAUUACUUGAGUGCAUGUUUUGGCAGCAGGAACCAAUAAAACAGGAGAAGAAACAAUGUUUUUAAUCCAGUUUACAUGGUUCUUUCUUUUGGCAAGUCAAGACUUUGUGAGCUGUGCAAACACAACGAUGACUGUAGAGUUAGGGGCUACGCUUACAUUAAACUGCACCUACAAUUGCGCCUCUGGAUUUGUUCGCGGAUGUUGGAAGAAAACACAGAACGAUACUGCUUGUCUUGGCCACGGCAGCGUCAGCCAAGGCAUGUUUUGUACCGUGUCUCUCCAUCUGUCAAAUGUUUCCAUUAAAGAUCUGGAUUAUACCUACACUUGCUUCACAGUAGCCACAGAUCACCCACAACUUCGAGAAAACACGGAACGCACCGUGUUACUACUUCAAGAACAAACAAGCUCCAGAGGCCGGACAGUUACCCAUAAAAACCAUAUUACAAACACUUCACCAAAAGAUCCAAGCGGAGGAGAAUUCAAUGGAAUGAAGGUUUUGGCAGCAGUUACUAUUGCAGUGGCUAUGGUGCUUGCAGCUUUGGCUAUGUACCUGUGUCUGAAUUGCAGCAGGCAGAGCUGGAAUGGUAAAGGUCAGCCUCUUGUUUCCAUGGCAGGCUCACCACGACCAUCUCCUACUGUUCUGCCACCAGUAAAGGGAUCACUGUCAACACAGAGUGAAAGACCGACACUGAGGAUUCCAACUCCAGAUAAUGAGAGCGACACGGAAGUUCCCUAUGCUGAUAUAAUGAUCACCGUCCGAGGUGUGAGCACACCGGAGCUCACUCAGGUUGGCUACUUGAACUGUGGGGAGCAAAAAGAGUGGUGGGGGGAUGAGUGUCACUUCCACCUGCAGGCCUCCCGCUCAGCUGAUCGGCUCCACGUCCCUCAGCCCAGAGAGGUCAGCCGCAAAAUGAGCACAAACUCAGAGUAUGCUGUCAUCACAUACGCAUGAUGACUGAAGAAUAUCCUGCUGUUGGAGAGAACCGCAAACAUGCCUUGUAUUGUUGCUAUCUGGCUUGUAACGCUGUUUUAUGCUUGUCGUGUCUGUGUUUUGUAUAAUUGUGUCUUUUAUACCCAAUAAAAGUAUUCGAGUUUA